Melitaea cinxia (Glanville fritillary) is the source of this 1549-nucleotide messenger RNA. RefSeq names its product heat shock protein beta-1 (gene Hsp21.4). Gene Ontology annotation, biological process: protein refolding; response to heat. Gene Ontology annotation, molecular function: protein folding chaperone. The transcript is spliced from 3 exons. Lineage: Eukaryota; Metazoa; Arthropoda; Insecta; Lepidoptera; Nymphalidae. The record is from RefSeq and is a predicted model, not a curated record. The coding region runs from base 297 to 860 and encodes 187 amino acids.
CUCAUGCUUAAGAUUGUUAGCUGUAACUUGUAAGUAGAAGUAGAUUUAUAGAAUGAGCGAGAAGCACAGUGUGGGUCGAAUGACGCUGAGCGAGUCCGCAGCGGCGUUCGAAUCGUCGAACGUGAGGCUAUUUAAAACUGUGCGCAAGCCCCCUGGCGCCGAGUCGACGACUAAUGAUCAGUCCUGCCUUGUCCUCUAACGAGUGCGUAGCGACACCGUGAACUGUGUUUACACAAAACGUUAUCCAGCUAGUGUUUAUUUAGGUUCGACAGUUUUCACACUACACACACGUGAAAAUGGCUGACAGUGGACUUAAGAGGAAUAUACCCAUCAAGCUUGGAGAUUUUUCUGUAAUUGACACCGAGUUUUCUAGCAUACGAGAAAGAUUCGACGCCGAAAUGAGAAAGAUGGAAGAAGAAAUGUGCAAAUUUCGAUCGGAGUUAAUGAACAGAGAAAGUAACAAUUUCUUCAAAAGUUCAACAAGUACUACCACAUCAACACAGCACAGUGAUAGCAGACAGUUGGCUGAACCCAGUCAUUGGGACAGUUUGAACUCUCCCCUCAUUCAAGAUGAAGGCGACGGCAAAUCACUCAAACUCAGAUUUGACGUCAGCCAGUACACGCCUGAAGAAAUCGUCGUGAAGACAGUCGACAACAAAUUAUUGGUUCACGCCAAACACGAAGAGAAAUCGGAGACCAAGUCGGUGUACAGAGAAUACAACAGAGAAUUCCUCCUACCUAAAGGCACAAAUCCCGAGGCGAUCAAAUCGUCUCUGUCCCGAGACGGAGUGCUGACGGUGGAGGCGCCCCUGCCGCAGCUCGCUAUCACCGACAGGAACAUCCCCAUUCAGAAGCAUUGAGGCAAAUUGUAGCGGUCUUCGACAGCAGCUAUUCCAUACUACUGUUAAUGAUAAUUUAUUAUAAUUUACAAAUUUACUAUUAAGGAGUUUUGGAGAAUUUCAGAUAUUUAUUUUGAAUCUUAAAUAUUAUGAAUCUCAUCGUUUAUUAACACGUAUAUUGUUAUCGGUUGGAUUUAUUUAAAAAUUAUUUCAAUUUUUUUUCUGCAUGAAUUUUGUGGACAACAGCCGCGAUUCGCACCGUUGCGAUUUUGCUUUAGUCAAUGCUUUCACUGUGAACGUUAGAACUUCGUCAACAUAAAUAUGUAUUUGUGAUGACGCUUUUUAUACUCAAGCGGCAUGCUGAUGCACCGUUUAUAACGAUUAUUAUUCACGUGAUAUAUCUGAAUUUCUAAAGAUUCAAGGGCCUACGACUGCUUAAAAUGGAGCUUAAAAAACGUGUUCAGUGAUAAUAGUGCAAUUAGUACCACCCGUACUUACAAAAAAUAUUAAAGUAAGACACAUUCUACGACAUUUAUGUGUUUAAUAUCUAUUGAUGAAAGUCUAUUCAUCCUAACAUUAUUAUAUAGGCAACAAUAACAAUAGUAUUGCAUCCAGCACACAUGUUAACAGCUUUUAACUGAUAAACAUUUAUAUUUUAGUACAAACAGUUGUUACGAAAAUUGUAGAUGUCAAUAAAAUGCAAAAAACUA